AUGGCAUCCAUGCCAUUGCCUAGUUACUCGCAAGAAAUUACCAGCAUUCGCCUCACUGACUCUGAAAUAUGCAGCCGGCAAAUCAAUUGUCAUAAUCUUCAGCGUGCCAUCGAAGCUCUUCACCAGGAUGGUGUUGUUGUCGUGGAAAACGCAAUUCCUCCUUCCUACUUGGACGAGCUCAACACUCUCAUGACUCCUGACGCUCACACACUCUACGAGAAAAGAUCUACGCACCGGAACUUUGGGCCCGAAACGGGGAACAUCCAGCAAGAAGUUCCCGUACGAAAGGCCAUUGACCGUUAUCGCGAGCAGAUACCCGAUGCCGAGGAUGGCGAACAUAAGGCGCAGAAUCCCUUAUCGAUGGUCAUCGCAAACCCCUUCGCCACCGCUAUCAUCGAGUGCAUGCUCGGCCCCAAGCCACAGCUUCGAUUCCUCAGUGCAAACACGGCCUUCAGGACCAAAGAGGCAGGUCGUCAGCCGCCGCAUAUCGACGUCGCGUUUGACUUUCCCCGCGUUCCGUUCGGCUUCUGCGUGAAUGUAAAUCUGGUUGAAACGGCAGCUACGAACGGCGCGACUGAGCUCUGGCCUGGAACGCACACUGGCACUGAUGUGUCGGUGCUGAUGCCUGAUAAUGGUGGAGUGAUUCGGAAGGAGCUGGUGGAGGCUCGACGCAAACUCUGUCCGCCGGUGCAGCCUGCAUUACCCAAGGGAUCCAUAAUCAUUCGAGAUUUUAGAUUGUGGCAUGCUGGGAUGCCGAAUCGAACGGAUGAGCCGCGGGUUAUGCUUGUCACUGUGUUGUUUGCACGCUGGUAUAGGAGUGAGCUGGAGAUGAGACUCCCGGAAAGUUGUAGAGGUGAGAUUGAGUGGGGAGAUCUAGAACCAUUUGUGGACUGGAUGGGAGAGGGUUAUGAUUAUUUGCAGGGUUCUCAUGAUCAUGAUUUUGUUCUCCUGCCAUAA
Aspergillus pseudoviridinutans is the source of this 957-nucleotide messenger RNA. Its product is annotated as phytanoyl-CoA dioxygenase family protein. NCBI's taxonomy places the organism in Eukaryota, Fungi, Ascomycota, Eurotiomycetes, Eurotiales, Aspergillaceae. The coding region runs from base 1 to 957 and encodes 318 amino acids. The record is from RefSeq and is a predicted model, not a curated record. The transcript has a single exon.